AGUUUUAAAUGUAGCAUCUGAUGGCUCCAACAUCAUCCCUGUAUCUGCUGUUGUACCGCGUAAAACCCAUGCCGACUUCCACGCCGAUAUCUUUCCCGAUACUCGCGAAGAUAUUCCUCAAGUGGCAGUUACUGAAUGGCUGACUGGCAUCAAUACCACUCCUCGUAUUGUUUCACUUGAUCCAGCAAAAAGGCAAAGUUUUGCUCCAGUGACUACGACUGAAUCAACUGCUUCUUUAUCCACACUCCCAAACCAAAUACAACCUUUAUUGGAUUCCACUAAAAACUCCAUAUCGGAUAUACAGAUGCAAAUCAAUACACCUGAUUCAGCUUCUACUACUAUACCAACGGCAAUUAAAAAUUCUGCCAAGGUUAAUCUACCCAAACACUCUGCUUACAGAUUUAUCACUGGCAAAUCCAAUACCGAUUAUGAUGACCUAAAAGGACUGAGUGUCAAUUUUCCUAAUGAGACAGAUGCAUUUCAGAUCAAUUCAAAAUUUAUUGCAUUUUCAAUUUCUGGUCCUGGCGGUCGUGUUGGUGUGUGGCCCGUUGAAUCCAAAGGUCGUUUUCCAGUUAAAAUUCCAUGCAUUGUAAAUGGAUCAGAAAUGCUAGAUUUUAGACUGGAUCCAUUCAAUGUGCAUCGAUUGAUUACGGGCUGUGAGGAUGGACGUAUCCGUAUUUUUGAUUUGCCUGCUAACGGACUAACUGAUGAUCUUUAUCAAGAAAACAACUUUUUCCCUGCGCAUAAUGGUCGAGUUGUUCUUUUACAAUUUCAUCCAAUGGCGUUAGAUAUUAUCAUGUCCUAUUCACCUGAACAAGGCUCACCACUGAUUAAGAUUUGGAAUAUUUGCACCAAGAAACUUAUUUCUACCAUGACACUUCCUGAUCAAGCACUUAGUGUGGCAUUCAGUUAUGAUGGAAACUGUAUUGCAGCGAUUUUGCGUGAUAAAACCAUUCGUGUUUAUGACAGUCACACUGGACUAGAGCUUCAAAGUGGACCAUCGCACCAAGGAACCAAAGCUGCACGUAUUUUAUGGAUUGGCGAUACUGGACGACUGGUUUCCGUGGGAUAUGCCAGAGCAAACCAGCGAGAAAUUAUUCAAUACGAUAGUCAGAAUCUGACACUGCCUGUUUGUUCCACUCCACUUGACACGUCACCUAGCAUGCUGAUUCCCUUUUAUGAUCACGACACAGGUCUUCUCAUUCUUUGUGGUCGAGGAGAGUCUGUUGUCACAUUUUAUCACCUUUCUACCGAACCCGAGCCGCUAUUUCUCACUCGCUACAGUGUUCCUGGUGGAAUCCGGCAACUAUCUAUGGCACUAUUACCUAAACGGCAUUGUAACGUCAAGGAAAUUGAAGUUUUGAAGGGAUUUAGGCUUACUCCAACGUCGGUGGAAAGUAUUUCAUUUACAGUACCAAGACUACAGAAAGAGUAUUUCCAAGAUGAUAUUUUUGUAUCAACGAGAGAUGUUGAAAAUCCGGCUUUAUCUGCUGAUGAAUGGACAAUGAAGAAAUCGGGAACAGUCAAACUGAUUGAUCUUAAACCAGCAGAUAUGCAACUGUUAUCUACUGCACCAGUUGAGCAAAAGGUGAUUCGAAAAACUGUUGAUUUAGUUGUUGAGCAAACCGAGUAUGAGCGAAAGGAAGCAAGUAUAAAAGCCAUGUUUGAUAUAGCCAUGGAAAAAUCAAAACAAGGCCCGUUACCACAAGAUUUGAUUGAAGGUGUUGCGGAUGACGAAUGGGAUUAA
This is a messenger RNA of Batrachochytrium dendrobatidis JAM81, 1747 nucleotides long. RefSeq lists its product as uncharacterized. The record is from RefSeq and is a predicted model, not a curated record. Gene Ontology annotation, biological process: actin filament organization. Gene Ontology annotation, molecular function: actin filament binding. NCBI's taxonomy places the organism in Eukaryota, Fungi, Chytridiomycota, Chytridiomycetes, Rhizophydiales. The transcript has 5 exons. The annotation marks the transcript as partial.